Austrofundulus limnaeus is the source of this 5170-nucleotide messenger RNA. RefSeq names its product ADAM metallopeptidase with thrombospondin type 1 motif, 12 (gene adamts12). NCBI's taxonomy places the organism in Eukaryota, Metazoa, Chordata, Actinopteri, Cyprinodontiformes, Rivulidae. Gene Ontology annotation, cellular component: extracellular matrix. The record is from RefSeq and is a predicted model, not a curated record. Gene Ontology annotation, molecular function: metalloendopeptidase activity. Gene Ontology annotation, biological process: extracellular matrix organization; proteolysis.
CUUAAAAACCAUGAACCAGCUGCUGCUGCGUGUCUUCCUCCCCGCGUGUCUCGUCUCUGAGCCUGUUCGUGUCAUGACACGGUGGUGCAGAGCCGGAUCGAAGAGGUCCUCACCGAAGCUGCUGGGUCUCCGAUGCCGAGGACUCUUCCUGAGGGGUUUCAGUUCGCUUCUAUGAAAUAUGCCAUGUUCCCUGGAGCACUCGCUUCUUUUGCUGCUGCAUUACUUUGUUUUCAUUCUGGCAGCCGGCCACGAAGAGCUCUCUGGCAGACUCCUCUCCCUCUUUGCAGAGCAAGGCUCAGACGUGUCCAUUGUCCACCCGGUGAAAACCAGCUCUGAUGGGGACUUCAUCUCCCACUCUCUGUCCCACCACUUUGAGAGUGGAAGAGUCAGGCGUGAGUUACGGCCUCCGUCACCAGAAGGACUGGUUUACUACCAGGUCAACUACAAAGAGCAGACUCUGAUGUUCACUUUGACUAAGAACACUCACCUGGUGUCAGGUGAGUACGUCCUGGAGAGGAGGGACGGCAACAGGACCGAGCGUCACCUCUCUGAGGGGAACUCGUGCCACCUUCUUGGCACUGUGGAGGCAGCCGGUGUUAGGGGAACAGCUGCCAUCAGCACCUGCAGAGGACUGAGAGGAUUCUUCUCGCUUCCAGAUGGACAUUUUUUUAUCGAACCUGUUCAGAAAUCACAGAAACAUCCUGCAGGAACCCCAGAGCCACACUUGGUUUAUCCAAGAGCUGCUGAAGGAAGUCACAGGAUAAAACGUGGCGCUGACUCUGAACACAGCCCCUGUGGAGUCCAAGAUGCUCCGAGGAACUCUCUCCAGGUGGAAAAGGAGAGGGAGGAGUGGGAGAGGGAGCAGCGGAGGGGGGAGGCGCAGACCCAGUCCCGUUCGCAGCGCUCCGUCAGCCGAGAGCGCUGGGUGGAGACCAUGGUGGUGGCUGACUCCAAACUCAUCGAGUACCAUGGCAAUGACAACGUGGAGUCCUACGUCUUCACCAUCAUGAACAUGGUAGCUGGGAUCUUCCAUGAUGCCAGUAUUGGGAAUGCCAUCCAUGUUGUUUUGGUGCGCCUCAUUCUGCUCCAAGGAGAAGAGGGGAACGACUGUGAGCUGGAAGGGAAACACCCCUUCAUCAUGUCCAGACAGCUGAUGUAUGACAGCUCUCCUCUCACUUGGUCUUCUUGCUCCAAAGACUACAUCACUCGCUUUCUGGACCGUGGCUGGGGUUCCUGCUUGGAUGACCGCCCUUCUAAGAGAGACCUAACCACCCCGCUGGCUCGCCUUGGCAUUCGUUACACCACACACCAUCAGUGUCAGCUCCAGUACGGGCCCAACGCCACCUUCUGCCCCGAGAUCGAUAACGUUUGCCAGAUUCUCUGGUGUUCCGUGAACGGAUCCUGUCGCUCCAAACUGGACUCACCCAUCGAUGGUACUCGCUGUGGUCCUGAAAAGUGGUGUAUCUCUGGAGAGUGCGUAACUGUGGGAAAACUCCCCGAGACGGUGAACGGAGGCUGGGGCCAGUGGAGCAAAUGGUCUCACUGCUCCAGGACCUGUGGAACUGGAGUCCAGUCUGCAGACAGAGAGUGCAACAAUCCAAAACCAGAGUUUGGAGGCAAGUACUGCACUGGAGAGAGGAAGCGUUACCGGACCUGCAACACCAAACCUUGUCAGAACAACAAACCAACCUUCAGAGAGAUGCUGUGCAGUGAGUUUGACACGGUGCCCUACCACAAUGAGCUCUACCAGUGGAUUCCUGUUGCUAACCCUUUGAUUCCCUGCGAGCUCCACUGUCGACCAGUCGGUGAGUAUUUUUCUGAGAAGAUGCUCGACACGGUGACCGACGGAACCCCGUGCUUCAUGAACAACAAGUCCAGAAACAUCUGCGUUAACGGAGUGUGCAAGGAGGUAGGUUGUGACUACGGUAUCGAUUCGAACGCAGUGGAGGAUCGUUGCGGAGUCUGUUUGGGCGACGGCACGAGCUGUGAGACGGUUUACAAGUCGUUUGAUGAAGAGGAAGGUUUUGGGUACGUGGAUGUGGGGGUGAUACCUGAGGGGGCUCGGGACAUUCUGGUAAAGGAAGUGGAGGAGGCAGGUAACUUCCUGGCUCUGAGAAGCCAGGGGCUGGAUGAGUACUUCCUCAACGGCAAUUACAUCAUCCAGUGGAACGGCGAGUACGAGGCGGGCGGGACCACGUUCUACUACGAGCGGAGCGGGAACAUGGAGAACCUCACCGCCCCCGGGCCCACCAAACACCCAGUYGUGCUCCAGUUGCUUUUUCAGGAAAAGAAUCCAGGUAUAAAGUAUCAAUACACCAUCAAGAAGGUCAAAGAAACCGAAAAUGAAGUGACUGAACCAGUUUAUGUUUGGCGACAUGGAGCCUGGACGGACUGCAGCACAACCUGUGGACUGGGACAGCAACAGCAGCCCGUUCGUUGUUUUGAUGUCGAUGUGGGCGUUGUGGAGGAGUCUCUGUGUGACCCGGACAGCCGUCCAGAGGACAAACAUCGCAUGUGUAAGAGCAUGGAGUGUCCUGCUCGGUGGUGGGUCGGUGGCUGGCAGCAGUGUUCAAACAGCUGUGGAUCAGAAGGAUUGAGGAAGAGAACGGUUCUCUGCGUGCGCACAGUUUCAGGGGAGGAAAGAGUCCUCCACCCUGUGGAAUGCAAGCAUCUACUUAAACCUAAACCUGUUGUGCCGUGCAACAGAGAUGUGCCAUGUGGGCAGGAAUGGGCUGUUGGCAGCUGGGAGGAGUGCCCCGUCACGUGUGGAGGAGGCGUUCGCUCACGCACUGUGACAUGUGCACUGGAGCCCAAAAAGACGUGUGACCCCUCUACUAAACCCAGGUCCAGAUCACUGUGUGCCUUGCAGAGUUGUCCCAGCUCGGGUCUAAACAGACGGCCUGGACUUCCCCCUGUUUCCCGCCGCAUUUACCCACCAAAAACCCACCCUACCAAGCAUCCCGGCUCUCCCUCAUGGGCACCCACAGCAGCACCUACAAAUGCUUUUAUUUCUACAACUAGAUCCCAGUACAGCCCUGAAGCCACAACCCCUGAAAUCAUAAAUGCAGAUGAUUAUAAAUUUAAUGUUGUGAUAAGAAACAUUGAUUCCACUAAACCAAGUUCAGCUAAAAAGGAGAGGAAAACAACUAUUGUAGAGGAGGAAAACCUAGAAGAUGGAGAGGAAGGAAGUACUCCAAACAUGUGGAUGAACCCUCCAGGAUUUGAUUAUGUUAUUGAGGAUGGGAUAAAAGAAGGAGAAAGAAUUAACGAUAUGAACUUUUUCACCUCAGUAACGUCCCGCACAAGUCAAACAGCCACACCAACACCAGAAACAUUUCCUUCGACCACGACCACAACUGCCCACCAUCCCUCACUCACCAGUACCGAGACAUGGACAAAGACAAAUCACUACUUAUACAACCCCCACACYAAGUCAAACACCGGCCCGAGCAACCACGGGACGCGCCGGGUUCCCCUGACCACUCACAUGAACAGGAACCGCUCAGUCUUACCAAAACCAAGAACACUAUCCACCACUGCAGCACCACCUCAGCCAGCAGUAACAGUUAGCAAACUGAAGAUAUCUCCUGUAACGAUCAAGAAAAACAACCCCACCACACGAGCCAAACAGCCCCCUUCAAGGUCUAAAGGUAGUCACAGUAAAAUCCAAAACCAGCAACCGAGAAGCUCCAAGAGCGGUUCUGCCAGGGAUCAAAGCAACCUGAUGGCCAGAGARCCGGUGAGCAUGGAUAUAUCCUGGGUUGCAGGAAACUGGAGCGAGUGUUCAACAACGUGCGGGAUCGGAGCUGUCUGGAGAACCGUGGUGUGCAGUUCUCAGAAUGACGAGGACUGUGCCAACAUGAAGAGACCUGAACCUGCACGAACAUGUCACCUGCAGCCAUGUGCCACUUGGCAAACUGGCAGCUGGAGCAAAUGUCCAGAUAAAUGUGGGUUAGUGAGAAGGAGGUACCGUGAUAUCCAGUGUGUCGAUUCUCAGAGUAAACGUGCCCUCAGACCUUUCCACUGUCAGGUUGUGUCCAGCAGGCCUCUCGGCACGCUGGUUUGCCCUCUAAAGCCCUGCAUGAGCUGGAGCGUGUCACCCUGGGGGGCGGUUGCAGGAAGAACACCAUGUCCUCUCGCUUCUGUGACAAGCUGAAGCUGCUGGGCCGCUGCUCGCUCAGGUCCGUCCAGAAACAGUGUUGUUUUACCUGCGGGGCGUAGCCAUCACUGAACUCCUCCGGACCGUUGCUGUACCCUCAGUGCUCACCGGUACAAAGCCGUCUACAGACUGAGAAGCCAAAGSUUGACCACAGAAAACUGGCUUGUUGCUCAUCCUUGAUUUUUUUUUAUGAUCCGUUGUGGCUUUUCAGGUUAAUUUGGGAACAGGUUUGCCAAAAAGCGAGCAAAAAAUGCUGAUAAAAGUCGGUUAAAAAUAAAAAAAUAAUAGCUAAAAGAAAGUUUUUCCAGCCUAGAUGAAAAGUGUUUCAUGAACCCAGUGAAAUAUUUCUGGACUAAAGGUGCUUUUAAAAUAACAAAGGUGCUCUUAUAAAUGAGGUGCUGAAGAUUCACAGCUCAACAGUUGUGUACUUUUUAAAAGUGAAUUGUUUGAACAUUUUGAUCUUUUGUGAUCUACUGUUCGUUGUUAAAGUGGAAAAGUUCAAUUUUACUUUAAGUGUUGCUUUAUUUCUGCUUGGAUUGUGAAUUUGUUCUGUGAGCUGGCACUGUGUUUACAUUAUCUUCAUUUUGUUAGUACAUUUUUAAGUUAGCUGCAGGAUUUGAUGACUUUUGCACCCGUCUACAGGCCUGUGGUGGAGAUUCUUUAAUAUGAAGAGGUGUUGCAGGUCAACCCUUUCAGGUCGCGCUGAAGUUUGGUCCUCGUGUUUUUGUGAUGAUGUGCUUUAUUAGAUGUCCCACGUUUCCUGUUUGAAUUAUUUUAUUGCAUCUCAGACACAUAAAAAGAGGAGGAGUCUAGGURGAGUUGUUAAAAAGAAGAAACAUCCUUUCAUUGUUGAGUCACAGGCUGCAGAGACAAAAUGAAGAGGCACAAACUGAGGCUAGUUUAUCGACAGGGUCACCAUCUUGGUUGAUUUKUUCUUUGUACUGAUAUAUUAAAAUGAUGUUUCACUGAAAAACAUCUUUGUAUGAAUAAACAUUUGUAAUAAUAAUAUUA